This is a messenger RNA of Siniperca chuatsi (mandarin fish), 3385 nucleotides long. It is a transcript of the gene postnb, whose product is annotated as periostin, osteoblast specific factor b. Gene Ontology annotation, cellular component: extracellular matrix. Gene Ontology annotation, biological process: cell adhesion; extracellular matrix organization. Lineage: Eukaryota; Metazoa; Chordata; Actinopteri; Centrarchiformes; Sinipercidae. Bases 51 to 2432 code for a protein of 793 amino acids. The transcript is spliced from 22 exons. Gene Ontology annotation, molecular function: cell adhesion molecule binding. The record is from RefSeq and is a predicted model, not a curated record.
AGUCUUCUCCCGUUACUCUGGGUCUGGAAGGGCUAGCUAAGGAAUCAAGGAUGAAGCUCCUUUUUGUAGCUGCCUUUGCACUCUUUGUGCUCUCUUCAAUUGACAAGGCUGACUCUUCAGCUUAUGACAAAAUAGUCUCUCACAGUCGCAUCAGGGCAAGAAAAGAAGGACCCAAUGUCUGCGCACUCCAGCAAGUCAUGGGGACCAAGAAGAAGUACUUUAGCACUUGUCGUAAUUGGUACAGAGGGGCCAUCUGUGGAAAGAAAGCGACUGUGCUUUAUGAGUGCUGUCCAGGGUACAUGAAGCUGGAGGGCAUGCGUGGUUGCCCUGCAGUGGCCCCAAUUGACCAUGUCUAUGGCACCCUGGGUCUGGUGAAGGCCACCUCAACCCAAAGAUACGCUGACAUUUCUAAGCUAAGACCUGAGAUUGAGGGAUCUGGAUCCUUCACCUUCUUUGCCCCCAGUAACGAUGCCUGGGAGCUUUUGGAUGAGACAGUGAGGAGCGCACUGGUCAGCAAUGUGAACAUUGAACUGUUCAACGCUCUGCAUUAUCACAUGACCUUCAAACGCCUCUUGACCAAAGAUUUAAGGAAUGGGAUGCAAGUCACCUCCAUGUACAAUGACCUUGGUCUCCAAAUUAACCAUUACUCCAAUGGGGUGGUGACUGUGAACUGCGCCAGGAUUAUCCAUGGUAACCAGAUUGCCACCAAUGGAGUUGUGCAUGUCAUUGACCGUGUUAUCAGCGCUGUUGGAAACACAAUCCUGGAUGUCAUCGAGAUUGACGAUGACCUGACAACUCUGAGUGAUAUGGCUCAAAACACUGGACUGUUGGAGAAGCUGGGUAAGCCAGGACAUUACACUCUCUUUGCCCCCACCAACAAAGCCUUUGAGAGCCUGGGCAGCGAAGUGUUGGAGAGACUAAGGAGCGACAAGAAGGUCCUUGAAGCUCUUCUUAAUUUUCACCUCCUGGACUCAGUUCAGUGCUCUGAGGCCAUCAUGGCUGGCAGCUCUUAUGAGACAAUGGAGGGCAACAACAUUGAGAUCGGCUGUGAUGGCGAAAGUUUAACAGUCAAUGGCAUCAAGAUGGUGCUCAAGAAGGACAUUGUCACCACCAAUGGUGUUGUCCACCUUAUUGACCAAGUGCUCAUGCCAGACUCAGCUAAGCAGGUGAUGGAACUGGUGGGAAGUUCCCAGUCAACCUUUGGUGACAUGGUGUCCGAGUUGGGCCUUUCUGCUGCCAUGAGACCAGAGGUUGAGUAUACUUUGCUGGCUCCCCUCAACACUGUUUUCAAUGAUGAAGUGAUGUCAAUGGAUCAGAGCUUGCUCAAGAUUAUCCUGGAGAACCACAUCUUGAAGAGUAAGAUUGUCCUGGGACAGUUAUACAAUGGCCAGCGGCUGGAGACCAUUGGAGGAAAACUUCUGAGGGUCUUCAUCUAUCGCACAGCUGUGUGCAUUGAGAAUUCCUGUCUGAUAAGAGGCAGUAAAGAAGGAAGCAAUGGGGCCCUUCAUCUCAUGAGGACUCUGUUAAAACCGGCAGAAAAAACUAUGUUUGAGAUUCUAACAGAAAAUGAAGGGUUCAAGAUCUUUUUGUCUCUGAUGGAAGCUGCUGACUUGACUGACCUGCUGAAACAAGAGGGGGACUUUACUCUGUUCGCCCCAAGCGAUAAAGCUUUCUCUGGUUUGAGCGACAGUGAUUUCGUCUUGUUGAAGAGUGACAUAAAUGCUCUCAGAACCAUCCUUCUGUAUCACAUCAAUAAUGGUAUCUUCAUUGGUGGUGGUUUGGAGGCUGGGGUGACAAACCUUCUCAAGUCUCUCCAGGGCAGCAACCUCAAAAUUAUGUUUGCAAACAAGACUAUGCUAGUGAAUUCUGUCCAAGUCCCUGAAUCUGAUAUCAUGGCCACAAAUGGAGUCAUUCACUUCGUCAAUCAAGUCUUGUAUCCUGGAGAUAUCCCUGUUGGAAGCCAGGAUCUCCUCACACUAUUGAAGAGGCUCAUCACUUACAUGCAAAUCAAGUAUAUUUCAGGAUUCAGAUAUCAGGAAAUUCCCCUUACAUUUAUGAAGAGGAUCAUCACUCGUGUCGUCCAGGAAGUUCCUGAUGUAACCAAAGUGACAAGGGUUGUCCAAGGGGAACCCUCUAUCACAAAGGUUACCAGGGUCAUUGAAGGUCAACCCUCCAUCACCAAGGUUACGAGGGUCAUUGAAGGUCAACCCUCCAUCACCAAAGUCACCAGGGUUGUCUCAAGCCCUCAGUACUCAGUCAACACUGGCACCACCAACAUCAACCUGGAAGGAGCUGACCUUUCAGAAAUUGCCAACAUUGAAGGGAACCCUAAUUUUGGCUCUGAAAGACUUACCAAAAUUAUCCAAGAAGGCAGCUCAAGAAGAACCAAACCAAGAGUUUUAGCUGGCAACAGGAGGAGGGGAAGGGACUGAGCAUGGACAGAUGAGAAUAUCAACGUUGUAAAGGCAGAGAGAGACACCAAACCCAGAGGUUGAAACUGGAGUUUUAACACAGCGGAUACACUUAAAAUGUCAGUGUUUGUCAGUGAAGUACAACUGACAAAAAGAAAACUAAUUUCAUAAACAAUUCAGUGGUGCUUUGAAUGUAUAUCUAUUAUGAGUGUGCAAUGUCUGAAAAGAGUCUUUUAAUUCAACACAUGUUAACAGUGUUCAAAUGAACAUUUUGGCAUGACUUUAAAGACAUGGAUCAAGUCAGGGUAGCAAUAAAAUCUUUUAAAUCCAAGCCAUUAGGGGACCAAUAAAACAUUUCAAUUCUAAACUUCUCUAUGCCUCUGCUAGAAGUGAAGGUUAAAGCAAGGAGAUUUUACUAGCUGUUUGGGAAGAUUUAUAAAUCUCAGCAUGAUAAAAUUUUAAAAAGAAAUAAUGAUGUGUUUUCAGACUUAAACUGUUACAUACUUUUAAUUUCUCUGGCUGUAAAUUGUUUAAGGGUUUCAUGUAAAUGGUUUCUCUGCUUGUAUCAUUUGGAAUGAUGUAUUCAACAACAGGUGUUCUCCUGUUUAUUUUUCAUCUUUAACAUCUUCCAAUAAAGUGCAUUCUUUGAUAUAAAUAUGCCAAUUUGAAAAGGGCAUCUGGAGAGAUUAUUGUUUGGAGUCCUUUCUAAUGUACUUGUAAGGCUUGUAAGUUCGACAUUGGCUCAGAAAAGAGAGUCUAAAAUAUCAAAUGUCAAAUCUAAAUAUUAUGUCUGCAUUUUGUAUUUCCAAGAACAAGGUCUUUAAAUUGGACUCUAAGAUUUAUGAGUCAUCCUUUUUAAUGGCCCAUUAAUUUUUCUGUAUGUUUAAGGGGGAGCUGGGCAGUCCACUUUUGGAAACUUCCAAGAGGACAUUAUGUAAAAUAUAAAAUAAACUGGGUUUAAUGUGCAAAACAAA